Molecule: messenger RNA, 1078 nt
Organism: Penaeus monodon (black tiger shrimp)
Lineage: Eukaryota; Metazoa; Arthropoda; Malacostraca; Decapoda; Penaeidae
Exons: 4
Coding region: 196-1023 (275 amino acids)
Source: RefSeq, a predicted model, not a curated record
UAGAAAACAGAGAAAGAAGGUGGCAAGAGAAAGAGGGAAACAGCCAAGGGAAUUUCAUCCAUGUUCCCCAAUUUUCCUCGCGAGUGAUUCGAUUCCGCGGCCGUCAUGUCGGCCUAUGUGUGUCAGGCGAGCCCCCGCGUGCGUCUCCUCCCCCUUUCUUGACAGAUCCUGACGUCAUUAUAUCAUUUUCCGGUAAUGAGGGCUAAUGCGAUCCCACACAGGUAUAUUAAGCGACUGCGAGACGGAGAAGAGCAUCAGUACCUUCUCCCUCUUGCCUUGGAUCGGCCGACCGAGUGCUCGCGUCUCACUGUGUGUAUAUUCGCCUCCGUCGUUCCUCUGGACUUUCCGAAACCCCGAAGCCGUUCGAGAAUGGUGGCCCUCCAGUCCUGCUGCGUCUCCCUGGCCAUGGUGAUCCUGGCCAGCCUCACCUCCGCCGCGGUCGAGCUUCCGACGGCCUUGAGCAAAGUCGGAGGCGACGUCCUGGACACCCCCGAAUGGCUGCAGGACAUCCCUGAGGAGAGCAAAGUGUCCAAGUACCGCAAGAGGCGUUUCAUCAACUUCCCCACCGGAUCCAACCUGCAGGUGGAGCUUACCCUGACUAUCCCCGUGGAAGGCCUGGGCGAUUCCAGCAGCCUGGAACUGAUCAACACACUCACAUUUAACCUCCCGAACGACACCGACUUCGUGGUGGGACGCUCCCUCUCCAGCGGCCAUCAGCGUUCGGAUCUCUACCGGCGAGUUGAGACUUUCCUCGACGGCAUGGGUUACGACGGCCACGCCUGCACCUUGAGAACCAUCUGCGAAAUCGCCGAGAUGCCUUUCGAACACGGUCUCAUCGGUGAAAUUGUCAAUCUCAUGAUGUCUGUGACUUCCGGUUCCUCCAACUACCUGGACAGCGACGUGGGCGACGAAUACUCCUUGGCCGAGUACUACGGGCACCACCACGGCUCCUGCUAUUCCAUCUAUCCGAACUGCCCUAUAUCCGUCACUAAUCUCUUCUCUCGUGUUAUUCCUACUUUCUAAGAAAAAGGGAGGGGGGAGGAUUUUUUUUUCUGUUUCCGUCUCGCAUUUAAGCGCA